AUGUCGGAUCCAGGUAUGGAUGCUGCGAAGAAGACCAAAGGUAAGCAGCAAAAGUCUCCUCCUAGUAUAAGGUCAGUUAAUAAAGAACCCCCCAAAGACCCGUCUAAACAGACCCAGAACAAAGCCUCAAAAAGCGACAUCGUCGCCAGUUCGACCUCUAAACCUCUAAAUCCCCCUAAAUCAAACCCUCAAGCCACCAUUUCGGCUGAAAAGAGUUGUGCGUUAUGCGAAAACCCGGUCAAUGAGCGUAUGGUGCAAUGCAAUACAUGUGACGUGUGGCACCAUUUCUCGUGCGUGGGUGUUUCCGAGGAUAUCAAGGGCUACAAUUGGACCUGCUUGAAAUGCGAUACCGCGAAGGCAGUCAAAGGUGCGAUUCCACGGAAGAUGAUGACGCGAGCUGCAGCUGCAAAAGGUGCAAAGAAGGCGAAUCGGAAGGAGGGGCAGACAGAUGGAGUGAACGAGCAGACGAAAGAGGCCGAUGAGCUAGCCGGUGCAGUCAGAGGGUCAGCUCCUAGCUUGAAAGUGAGCCGGGCCGGUUCCGUAGUUUCAGCAGCAUCACGAAAGUCGGCAAAAGCUCGUUUGGACGUGGAACUGCAGCAGAUCAAAGCUGAGGAGGAGUUGAUGCGAGAAGAAAUGCAACGCAAGCGAGAAUUGGCGAAGAAGAAGUUUGAAGUUCUGAAGGAGAUGGCUGACUUGGAAGGUAGUGUCGGAUCUGUCGUCGAUCAGCCGAACGCGGUCAAUAAGGUGGAACACUGGCUGAAGCAUCAUAACGAACUCCGUGAAAAGGACAAGCUGUCGUUGCACAAGGUGGAUGAUUGCGAAGACGAUGUGGAAGCAGAAUCUUCAACCGAACAUUCAACGUCUGAUAGCGGAUCGGACAGCGAGGAAGAAGUGUCGUCUGACGAAGAGAUUGAACAUGAAGCCAGUGAAAAGGAAAUGCAAUGCGGCGGAGAGUCUAAACGGCGAAAACAUCAUCGUCCGAAGCAGACCGUGCGCCGGAAAACCCUGGAGGGUAAAAGCAACAAACGAUCCGAAACAGGGCGGCCACAAUCGUUGCGGAGUGAUAGAAGACUGUCCAGGGAUGAGCUAGCAGCCCGUCAAGUCGUUCCACGCGAGCUGCCGAAAUUUAGUGGAAAUCCGGAAGAAUGGCCAAUGUUCUUGUCCACUUAUGAGGAUACUACGGCCAUGUGUGGAUACACGGAAGCGGAAAACAUGAUUCGUCUGAGGAAUUGUUUGAAGGGAGACGCGUUCAAUGCUGUACGAAGUUUCUUGAUGCGGCCUGAAACUGUGGAAAGGGCUGUAAGUGCGUUAAAGUUGCGGUACGGUAGACCAGAGACAAUCAUCGAGUUUUUAAAGGAGAAAAUCAUGGCGAUGCCGAUCAUCCGACCGGACGCGAUGGACAAGCUGGUCGACUUUGCAUUGGAGGUGCAAAACCUUUGCGCCACAAUCGAAACUUGCGGAGAGAAGCAGUACAUGUGUGAUACAACUCUGCUGAAGGAGUUCGAGAAGAAGUUGCCGCCGCAAAUCAGACUAGAUUGGGCGCGAUACAAAAGGCAGUUGCGCAAAGUGAAGCUUUCGAAGUUUAGCCGGUGGAUAUACAACCUAGCAGAGGACGUGAACGUGGUUUUCGAGCCGCAGUACCGUGGAAGCAAGACGCAGGAGUUCAGAGCAGUUCGUAAGGAGAAAUACGUUAACACUCACGCAGAAGUUCCAGUCAAGGAAAGAAGUCAGCCAGCUCGGACAACGCAGCAGUCAGCAAUCGUAGGAAGCGGAGAUAACAAACCCUGUCCGGCCUGCAAAGGCGAUUGCAAAUGCCUGGCGAAAUGCAAGAGGUUCCUGGAGUUGUCUUAUGAGUCGAAAUGGGCGACCGUUCGUGGUUUCAAUUUCUGCCGCAAGUGUCUUCGGCAGCACAAAGGUGGCUGUAAUUCUGGAGAAUGUGGGAAGAACGGUUGCACCUUCAAGCAUCACGUAUUGCUUCACAAGGAUUUCGCUGCACCCGCUACAACCAGCAAAGACACGUCCAACGUAGGCGGAUCUCCAAAGCAGAAUGAAGAACGCAAUGUCAACACGCAUCGAUCGGAUACGGGUCCAGGUUCGUUUCGCUAUUUGCCGGUGACUCUGUUUGGCGACGGAGUGCAAGUCAGCUGUCACGCCUUCUUAGACGACGGAUCGGAGUUAACUCUCAUCGAUCAGCAGCUUGCGGAGGACCUGAAGCUCUUUGGAACGGUUCUUCCCCUCUGUCUGAAAUGGACGGGAGGAACGCAUCGCUACGAGUCCGACUCUCAGAGCAUCGACGUUGAAAUUAGCGGAAAGGAUGGAAGGCGAACGCUGCUUCAGGGUGUAAGAACGGUAGAGGAGCUACAAUUACCCUUCCAGUCCCUGGACAUGGGCCUACUAGCGGAGAAACAUGGAUAUCUACGUGGUUUACCCGUGGACUCGUACUGUAACAUCCGUCCACGGAUACUGAUUGGGCUGAAACAUGCAAACCUCAUGCUGGUGCGGAAGAGUCGUGAGGGCAAGAUGGGCGAGCCAAUCGCUGUCAAAACCAAUUUGGGAUGGACUGUAUAUGGAGGCUGGACAUCUCAGAACUCUUCGAGUACGGCCAGUCAUACGUACCACAUCUGCUCGUGCAACGAACAAAGCCUGACGCAUCUAAAUCAAAUGGUCAAAAAUUACAUUUCCAUCGACAGUUUAGCAGUACAGCCAAAAGCCUUUGGAAGGCUUUCCAAAGAAGAUGAACGCGCUAUGGCUCUUUUGGAAUCCCGCACACAUUUCAACGGAGAACGCUACGAAACGGGCUUGUUGUGGCGCUCUGAUAAAAUUCGACUUCCGGACAACAAGGUAGUUGCAAUCCGUCGUUGGCGGUGCUUGGAGAAGCGCAUGGAGAAGGACACGGAGUUGGCGAGCAUCCUGCACGAAAAGAUUGCGGAGUACCGAUCGAAAAACUACAUUCGCAAGCUUGCAUCGGAGGAGCUGUCAACCAAGCAUGAGCGGGAAUGGUAUUUGCCCAUAUUUCCAGUUUACAACCCGAACAAGCCAGGAAAGGUCCGGAUUGUAUGGGACGCCGCUGCCCAAGCAUUCGGCAUUUCUUUGAAUUCGGCGCUUCUUACCGGUCCAGAUCAGUUGGCGUCACUUGUGGGCAUCAUGUACCAGUUCCGUGAACAUCGAAUAGGCGUAUGUGCCGACAUCCGCGAGAUGUUCCACCAGGUCGGAAUCGUUCCUGAAGACCAGCAUUGCCAACGUUUCCUGUGGCGUGACCGCGACAAACAAGGUGAACCGGACACGUACGUCAUGCAGGUAAUGACUUUCGGCGCGAGCUGUUCUCCUGCCGCAGCUCAAUUUGUGAAAAACAGAAACGCCGAAAGGUUUGAAGAAGAACAUCCAGCAGCGGUGAUGAUCAUCAAAAAACGGCAUUACGUGGAUGACAUGGUGUUUAGCGUUGAAACAGAGUCGGAAGCAGUCACGCUCGCUGAGUCUGUGCGUUUUAUCCACAUGCAAGGCGGAUUUGAAAUCCGCAAUUGGAUUUCCAACUCUCCGUUAGUUCUUUCUUCAAUGAAUGGAGGCGAGUCGUCAGAAAAGGACUUGAACAUAUCAGCCGAGUUGUCGAGUCAGAAAAUCCUCGGUAUGUGGUGGGAUACGAAGGACGAUGUGUUCAAAUACAAAAUCUGCUGGACGAGAUUUGAUACGGCGCUGCUUGAUGGAAGUCGUUGCCCUACUAAACGGGAGAUUCUUCGAACGCUGAUGACCAUUUACGACCCUCUAGGUCUCAUCGACCACUUCCUGGUCCUGCUAAAGAUAUUGCUUCAGGAGGUGUGGCGUGCUAAUGUAGAUUGGGACGAACAAAUUCCUGAUAACCUAUUCGAGAAGUGGCGUGACUGGUUGCGGUUGCUGCCGGAGCUAGAGAAACUACGGAUUCCUAGGUGUUACCGGCAAGUAGUCUCGUCGUUAGAAGCUGCUUCCAUCGAAAUGCACGUAUUCGUUGAUGCAAGCGAAAGUGCGAUGUCAGCAGUUGUGUUCUUGAGACUCGUAGAAGGAGAUCAAGUUGAAUGCUCGCUGAUUGCUGGGAAAACUCGCGUCGCACCGUUGAAGUACACCUCCAUCCCACGGCUGGAACUACAAGCUGCAGUUCUUGGUUGUAGAUUGGCGAAAAGCGUUACCGAGAACCUGACGAUGAACGUCUCAACGUGUACGUAUUGGACUGACUCCCGAAACGUCCUAUGUUGGUUAAGAGCCGACCAUAAGCGGUAUAGCGCCUUCGUCGGAUCGAGGAUCAGCGAAAUUCAAGAGUCGACAGAUGUCCGAGAAUGGAGAUGGGUUCUGACUCGAUCCAACGUUGCUGAUGAUGGGACCAGGUGGCGAGACCGACCCGAUUUGUCAGCGGAUAGCAGGUGGUUUAAAGGUCCUGAGUUCCUGAUGCAAGCAGAAGAAGACUGGCCUACACUUCCGCUGAGAUCGCUUUCGACGGAUGAAGAGAUAAGACCCAGCGUGUUGCUCCACUUCAAAGUUCCUGAACCGGCAAUCGAUGUAGGAAGAUAUUCAAGUUGGCGACGAUUACUAGCGGUGACGGGCUAUGUUCUUCGAUUUUGCUCAAAUCUUCAGCGCAGACGUAGCAAGGAGUCAAUCACCAUUGGACCGUUGACCAGCGAAGAACUGCGAGGAGCGGAAGAAUACCAUUACCGGCAAGCGCAACGAGAUGUGUAUCCGGACGAAGUCGCAGCAUUGGAAGCAAAAGAAGAUACAGCCAAGCGUAUUUCAAAGGCGAGCCCACUCUAUAAGUUAAGCCCAUUCGUUGACGAUUUUGGCGUAAUGAGGAUGAAGGGCAGAACUACAGUGUGUGCGUAUCUGCACAGUGACGCAAAGAAUCCGGUUAUUCUACCACCAAAACACCCAGUAACAACACUAGUCUUGAUACAUUACCACGAGAAGUACCUGCACCGUAACUACGAAAUUGCAGUUAACGAAGUUCGCCAGAAGUACAGCAUCUUUCGCUUAAGACAAGCCCUCGCUGCGAUCCGUAGAAACUGUCAGUGGUGCAAAAAUCGAGACGCUCUGCCUCAACCACCGGAAAUGGCAGAUCUUCCUGCGGCCAGACUGUCUGCGUACACGAGGCCAUUCGCACACGUAGGGGUGGAUUAUUUUGGUCCGAUUGAGGUAACGGUAGGUCGAAGGGUCGAGAAAAGAUGGGGGGUUCUACUGACUUGUCUGACGGUAAGAGCCGUCCAUAUCGAGGUAGCUCACUCCUUGACAACAAGUUCCUGCAUAAUGGCUUUGAGGAACUUCACGGCGCGAAGAGGUAUACCUGUCAGCUACUAUAGUGACAGAGGUACGAAUUUUGUGGGCGCAAACCGGGAGCUUCAGGAAGCACUUGAAGCGGUUGACCAAAAUCAGCUGAUGCGAGAGUUCGUAACCUCAUCUACUGCGUGGCACUUCAACCCGCCGGCCUCGCCCCAUAUGGGAGGCAGUUGGGAGAGGCUCAUACAAUCGGUUAAGCGGAACCUGAUCGAAGUUCUACAUGCCCGGCGACCUUCCGAUGAAGAACUGCGAAACGCGUUGACGGAAAUAGAAGGAGUUCUGAAUGCGCGCCCUCUUACUCACGUGCCAAUUGAUGACGAGGCGGCACCAGCAUUAACACCCAAUCACUUUCUGUUGGGAUCAUCCGACGGUUCAAAACCGUUGUCCCUGGUUGAUGCAGAUACUGCGGCAUUGCGGAGAGGUCAUCCGACUUCCCAGUGGUUGGCAAAUCUCUUCUGGAAACGCUGGGUAAGGGAUUACCUUCCCGACAUAACACGGCGUACGAAAUGGCACGAGCAGGUGAAACCUCUGCAGGUAGGUGACGUGGUAGUAAUUGUGGAUCACGAGCACCCCAGAAACUGUUGGCCCAAGGGACGGGUCAUUGGAGUAACCACCAGUGGAGGGCAAACUCGCAAGGCUACCGUGCAAACCGUUGGUGGGAUCUACGAGCGACCAACCGUGAAGCUCGCGGUGUUAGAUGUUCGGCGCGCGGAGGAGUAA
Molecule: messenger RNA, 6012 nt
Organism: Aedes albopictus (Asian tiger mosquito)
Lineage: Eukaryota; Metazoa; Arthropoda; Insecta; Diptera; Culicidae
Exons: 1
Coding region: 1-6012 (2003 amino acids)
Biological process (GO): DNA integration
Molecular function (GO): nucleic acid binding
Source: RefSeq, a predicted model, not a curated record